Molecule: messenger RNA, 1772 nt
Organism: Microplitis demolitor
Lineage: Eukaryota; Metazoa; Arthropoda; Insecta; Hymenoptera; Braconidae
Product: ovalbumin-related protein X
Exons: 7
Coding region: 255-1427 (390 amino acids)
Molecular function (GO): serine-type endopeptidase inhibitor activity
Source: RefSeq, a predicted model, not a curated record
AGCUCGACAAUAGUUGUUGCAUGCUCUUCGUACAGUGAAAUUGUGGCAGACUUGUUAAUUUAAAUUUAUUUACUUUUAAAAUAAAACUUUAAUCAUAUUUCUGAUUUUAAUUAUUCUGACAAAUCAAUAAUAAUUAUCUGCACAAUCAAUAAAAUACAGGAAUACUUUUUGUUUUUAAUAAAAUACUAGAUAUUUUAAGAGAUAAAUCAUCAGUUCCAGAAAUUAUUUUGUUAAAGUCGACGUGUUUUGGAGAAAUGGCAGAAGAACGAUCAGAAAAUAACAAAAAUUUGUGUGCCGUUUUGAGUGGAAUUAAUAAAUUUUCAAUUGAUUUUUACAAAACAAUAUCAGAUUAUGAAAAAGAUAAUCUCAUUUAUUCGCCAUUAAGUAUUGGAAUCGUUUUAUCUAUGGCAGCUUUUGGAGCUCGUGAUAUAACUGAACAAGAAAUAAAAUCUGGUUUACAUCUGCAUCAAGACAAUGAAAUUAAUAAAAACGGUUUUCAAUCGCUUGUUGAUUAUUUUAAUAAAAUUGAAAAGGUUAAAUUUAAAUUAGCCCAAACAAUUUUUACCAUCGAUGGUUUUGAAAUAAAACAUGAGUUCAAAAAUAUUAUAAAAAAUAUAUUCGGAUCUUCGACAAAAAGUAUUAACUUUAAACAUUCCGCAGAAGCAUGUAAAAUAAUAAAUAAAUGGUACGCGAAAAAAACUGAUGACUGUAUUGAAGAGAUUGUUGAAUCUCAUGACUUAGAUAACGCAAUAAUGGUUUUGGCAAGUGUAGUUUAUUUUAGCGGACCGUGGCUAUUUAAAUUUGAUUCAGAAAAUACUCGUCCAAGACCAUUUCAUAUUGAUGGAGAAACUACAAUAAAUGUUGAUGCAAUGUAUCAACUAAAUUCAUUCAACUAUGGACCUCUGCCUGACAUAGAUGCAGUUUAUAUCGAGCUUCCGUAUGAGAAAACAAAUAGAGAUGACGCUACGAGUAUGUUUAUAAUUUUACCAAAUGAAAUAAGCGAUCUGAGUAGAGUUAGAGAAUCACUUGCAGAAAUAAAUUUUAAAUCACUCGAAAACAAUCAAAUAAAAACGGAAAUAUACUUGCAUAUGCCCAAGUUUAAAGUCCAGAGUACACUUAAGCUUGAGCCGUUUCUUGAAAAAAUGGGAAUGACUAAUAUGUUUCGAGACAAUGCUAAUUUUAGUGGUAUUACAGACCGUCUGCCACUUAAGAUCAGUAAAGUAAUCCACAACGCUUUGAUUGGAGUUAAUGAACAUGGAACUGAAGCUGCUACAACUGCUGCAACAAAUGUGCUUUUUGAAUCAUCAAGGAGUUGGCACUCUACACCGAUUACAGUUGACAUUAAUCGUCCUUUUGUUUUUGUUAUUUAUCAUAGCGCUACAAAUAGUAUCUUAUUGCAAGGACAUAUUAAGUCACCGUCAAAUUAAUAAGAAAAAUAAUAUUUAUUAAUUCCAGUUGUGAAAUUAAUUGAGGUAAUAUAAAAUUAUAAAUUAAAUUUACGAGAUGCUAAUUUUAAAAUUAAAUGGCUCAUUAGAAUAAUUUAAAUGGUAGUGAAUAUUACUCACUCAUCCAAAGAGUAGUUUCAAAAAAUAUAAUUAUUUUUAUUUGCACUCUGUAUCAUUGAAAUAAAAAUUAUGCCAUAAUUCAUUUUAUCAAAAAUAUGUUUUAUAAAAAUUUCAUAAUUUUCAUUUGUUUUGUUCACUCAAUCGUUAUAUCAACAUCUGAAUAAGUUUGUACAUCUGUAUGCUUUUAAUAAAAUUCUAAUAAACUAA